Oikopleura dioica is the source of this 642-nucleotide messenger RNA. NCBI's taxonomy places the organism in Eukaryota, Metazoa, Chordata, Appendicularia, Copelata, Oikopleuridae. The record is from the annotation of a GenBank genome assembly.
AUGAAGCAUCGCUGGGUGAUGGGGUCGGCGGACAUUUGUUUUCACAAGUUCCUCGACGAGCCCUGGAAGACAAAGUUUUUGACGUGGUUCUUCACCGCCGGGAAAACGCUCCCAGUGACGCAUGGAACGGGCGUCUAUCAAGAUGCGAUUGAUUUCGCCAUUGAGCGGUUGAGGAGAGACGAGUGGGUUCACAUCUAUCCAGAAGGCCAGGUCAAUAAGCAUCACGAGUGGCUGCGAUUUUACAUGGGCAUCGGGCGAAUGGUGAUUGAGAACUACCCCAAAGUGCCAACGCUCCUGCCAAUGGCGCAUAUUGGCAUGGACAAAGUAUAUCCUCCUUGGGGUCCGAAUCGAUACAAAUGGUCGACUGACAACCCAAUCACGAUCAUUGUCGGCGAGCCAUUAGAUUUAACCGCCUUCGUAGAAGAGCUUAAGCAAAAAUACGCGGACGAACUGGAUCAAAUAAUUGCGGUCACGGAUCAUCUCCAAGAAAUUAUUUACAAAAUGCGACUUGAAGUAGAGAAAGUUCAUUUGGAUCGACUGAAGGAACUUCGGCCUGAUCAAGUCGACGAGUUCUUAUCAACUCUUGUCCCGUACGAGCCUCCCAAAGCCAGAGUCUUCAAAUAUUUACCUACAGUACUGUAG